UUUGUGAUCGCAAACUCUUUUUUUUUCCAAUGACCUGAUCAUUACAUUUUUUCACUCAACUCCUGUUUAUAUACAAUAUAUCAACAAGAUCAAUCACACGUUUUUCGGAUUUUACUCAUCAUCUUUGAUCAACUAUUUGCAUUUUACGAAAAGGGGAGAGCUUACUCUUCCUUGUUUUUGAUUCGAAUAAGUCUUGUCCAUUCUGAUCCAAUGGCUGCGAUCACUGAGAAUGAUCCAAUGGCUGUGAUCACUGAGAAUGUACACACUGAGAAGCACAUUGAUGUUGCCAAAGAUGUUCAUGAAAUUUGUGUCAAAAGCGAUAGCGAAAAGACCAUUGGUGAUGGAAUUGAGAAAAUCGCGAUCACGAGUUCCAAAAAGGAGUCUGAGCUCAAACCUGAAUCCGAGUUAGAUAUGAAGAAUAUUGUAGCGAUGUUCAAGAAACUGAACCCUUUGGCAAAGGAGUUUUUCCCUUCUUACCACAACAACACCAAGAAAAACAAUAAUACUGGGAAAGACAAUCAAAUUAUGCCGGCUGACGAUUUCGUGGCUAAAAAGAAUCAAUCCGGUGAAGAAUUUGAUCAUGAUCUCAAGAAGGAUGACAAUAACCGGAAGCGAAGAAACGGUUACAGCCAAGGGAGGAGGAGGUUAAAUGGAAGAAUUUCUAAGGCUGAGAGAGAGGAUAGUAUUAGAAGAACAGUAUAUGUUUCUGACAUUGACCAGAGUGUGACUGAGGAGGGUCUUGCUGGCUUGUUUAGUAACUGUGGACAAGUUGUUGACUGUCGAAUUUGUGGGGAUCCACAUUCAGUUCUUCGAUUUGCAUUUGUCGAGUUUGCUGAUGACCAGGGUGCAAGGGAAGCAUUAAGGCUUGGUGGAACGAUGCUUGGGUACUACCCGGUGAGGGUUUUACCCUCCAAAACUGCUAUUCUUCCAGUCAAUCCCACAUUUCUUCCCAGGUCAGAGGAUGAAAGGGAGAUGUGUUCAAGGACAAUCUAUUGCACAAAUAUCGACAAAAAGGUUUCUCAAGCUGAUGUGAGAAACUUUUUUGAGUCGGCAUGUGGUGAGGUAACUCGCCUAAGGCUUCUUGGCGAUCAACUGCAUUCAACUCGCAUAGCUUUUGUUGAAUUUGCUCUGGCAGAUAUAGCACUUAGGGCGCUCAGUUGCAGCGGGAUGGUCGUUGGAUCCCAACCUAUUAGGGUAAGUCCUUCAAAGACACCGGUGAGGCCACAAAUCACUCAACCACCUUCCACAAACUAGAGAGAGACCUGACAUUUCAUUUAUUUCAGUAAUCUUUUUUGUUUUCUGGUUUUCGUUAUCUUUUACUCUUUAGAACAGUUAUCUCCAGUUAUGUUAGUAGCUGGAAACACUAUGAUCCUGCUUCUGUCUUUGGAGAUCUUAUUAGUCUCUCUGUCUUUUCGACUGAGAUACUUUCAUCUGUUUCAUCAUCUUUCCUGUAUUGGAAUUUUGGAGCUUUUGCUUUUGAAAGUUGUUGGC
Messenger RNA from Brassica oleracea var. oleracea, 1491 nucleotides. RefSeq names its product polyadenylate-binding protein-interacting protein 9-like. The coding region runs from base 211 to 1254 and encodes 347 amino acids. The record is from RefSeq and is a predicted model, not a curated record. Lineage: Eukaryota; Viridiplantae; Streptophyta; Magnoliopsida; Brassicales; Brassicaceae. The transcript is spliced from 10 exons. Gene Ontology annotation, molecular function: RNA binding.